AAUAUAUCUCCAACACCAUGGACAUCGACGUUGUAACGCGGAAGAUGGUGGGCACAUGACUCUCCUGCGUGAUUACUGCAGGAAACGGGAACUGUCGGCUUAUGGUGAUGAUUGAAGUACAUUGGCGACGUAUCGGAAACGGGAUAUGACGCUCUGCGGCACUUCGUUGUGAAAUUUGGGAGAUGUGUUCUUCAAUGAUUUAAUGACUGUUUGUGUGCGAGGAUUUCUUCUGCAACAGUUGUGGACGUUCUUCUAAUCAGAUUCGGAUUUUCUCUUGAAUUGAAAAGAAGCGCUGGUGGUGUACUGACGGAUUCAGCAGACCUGAUUGUCUUUACAGCCCGAGUGACUAAAGCCGAGUGAUAUUUCAAGAUGGCGGAGGGAGGCUGUGCAACAUGCUCCAGAUACAUGCUCAUCAUCUUCAACUUCAUCUUCUGGGUCUCAGGAGGCGCUAUUCUUGGGACAGGAAUAUUUGUCUUGGUGUCAGAUGAAGUGGAUAAGUUCCUCAAGUCCAUUGAUGUCGGGCUGCCCGUAGGAUUCUUGUACACGGCAGCGUAUAUUAUGAUAGCCGUGGGAUCGUUUGUGUUCUUUGUGGGAUUCUGUGGCUGUUGUGGUGCUGUGCGGGAAAGUGCCUUCAUGCUGGGAAUUUACAUCGGCUGUAUGGCGGUAGUGAUGUGUGGUGAGCUCGGAGCCGGCAUCUACGUCGCGGUGGAGAAGGGAUAUGUGAGUAUAGACUCUGUCGUCAGGGGGGUGCUGAUAGACACGGUUAAGAACUACACAGGGGCAGGCAACUCUACCAUUGACUUCCUACAGAUUGAGUUCAACUGCUGCGGGGCUGACAACUACACAGACUACAGGAACAGCGAAUGGGUGUUGAAUCAGAUGCCACCAAAGCGGUAUGUGCCCGACACAUGCUGUCGUGGAAAGGGUCAAGAUGUCAAGUCUCACAAGCCAGCUAACGUGACUAUUUGUCGGGAGGAGGCGGAGCCUGGCAGCCCCAUCCAACCAGAGGACAGGACUCAGCUGCAGCAACGGGGCUGUUUUCCAGCUAUCAGAGAUUGGAUUGGCAGUCAAAGCAUCAUUUUGAUAUGUGUUGGCGUUGGAAUUGCAUUGAUACAGAUACUGGGCAUAAUAUUUGCAGUAUGUUUGUGUCGGAACCGAUCGGAGUACUAUGAUUAGAAAGACAGACCGAAAGAAGAUAACAAGUCGAAAACCACAUGAAAUUCCAGGAUAAUAUAUAGAAUUACACUGUUCCAAGCUUUAGAGGAGGCUAGACAACAUAACCAGGCUUCCAGAAGAACCUAUGUGGGAUGUGUUACCUGUUCAUUGAGGGAGUCAGUAGGAUGUGGCUCCCUCUCAUACACCCCGCCCAUAGAGCACUGUCGCCCCAGCCCCAGGACACUGUCACCCAACACCCCUGUCGCCCCACCCCCAGAACACUGUCGCCCCACCCCCAAAACCCUGUCACUCCAGGGAUGUGGCUUCCAGUCAAACGCCCUACCCCCAGAACACUGUUGCCGUAGCUCCCAGUCACCCGCAAUACCCGCCAAACACUGUAUUGUCCUCCUGGUUUCCUGAAUUAUUAUAACCAGGAUAUAUUAACAUGGAGUAGGAAAGUAUUUAACAAUGGUAAACAUACACUUUGAGGUAAUUUCCUUGGCGUGGAUAGCAUGUUUGUUUUCCAAGUAAACUAGAGUUACAUGCCCUUGAAAAUAGUUCGGCAACUAGACUAUUUCUUUCUCUAUGCGCUUUUGCGCUCUUCUUUCAGGUUACGGAAAGGGACAAGUCAGCCAUUUUAUACAGCCCUACUAGUCAUCCUUACUAGUCAGCCGUUCUAGUCUGCCCUACUAGUCAUCCUCACUAGUCAGCCGUUCUAGUCUGCCCUACUAGUCAUCCUUACUAGUCAGCCGUUCUAGUCUGCCCUACUAGUCAUCCUCACUAGUCAGCCGUUCUAGUCUGCCCUACUAGUCAUCCUCACUAGUCAGCCGUUCUAGUCUGCCCUACUAGUCAUCCUCAAUAGUCAGUCGUUCUAGUCUGCCCUACUAGUCAUCCUCACUAGUCAGCCGUUCUAGUCUUCUGUAAAUAUUGAUGGUGUUAAGUUUGGGUUUUAUGAUAUUUCUUUCCAUGUUAACUAUUCAUCCCAACAUAAAAUCUAACAGAAUGCUAGUUACACAUUUGUGUCAGUAUUUUGAAUUAUUUUGUUAUAUUGUGGUUGUAAAUCCUUUGUACGAAGUUCAAUUCUAUCCUUUAUACAUAUCGACUAUGAAAGAAUAAAUGCAAAUGGUAUUCUAUAUUUGGAAUUUAGAUUGUUUAUAGUUUUAUUAUAGUUAAAGAUUAGUUUAUUUGUGUGUUAUUGUUUUGUGAAUGUGGAAUGGGUGAUGUCCACUAAAAAUGACAAUACUGAAAAAUGUUACGUUAUUUUCAUGCAGAGAAGCAUAUUUUCAUGAAAUGAAAAAAGUGUUUAAGCUAAAACUUGUAUUGACAAGUUAAUAAACUAACAUGCAACUACAUGAAAGUUUGACACUUGGCCAGAAUAGAUAUCAGGGG
Messenger RNA from Haliotis rubra (blacklip abalone), 2544 nucleotides. RefSeq names its product tetraspanin-8-like. Lineage: Eukaryota; Metazoa; Mollusca; Gastropoda; Lepetellida; Haliotidae. The record is from RefSeq and is a predicted model, not a curated record. The transcript has 10 exons. Bases 370 to 1176 code for a protein of 268 amino acids. Gene Ontology annotation, cellular component: membrane.